Dicentrarchus labrax (European seabass) is the source of this 4420-nucleotide messenger RNA. RefSeq lists its product as uncharacterized. Gene Ontology annotation, biological process: immune response. The record is from RefSeq and is a predicted model, not a curated record. Gene Ontology annotation, molecular function: tumor necrosis factor receptor binding. NCBI's taxonomy places the organism in Eukaryota, Metazoa, Chordata, Actinopteri, Moronidae. The coding region runs from base 276 to 1070 and encodes 264 amino acids. The transcript has 4 exons. Gene Ontology annotation, cellular component: membrane.
UGGGGUUGUCCCUGACAGUCAGAAAGUGAGGGAUAUAUUAAGCACAGUAAAAAACCUCUCCCAUAUCACAUCUUGUUGGGUGUCUUUGUUGCCAUAAAAUUAUUUCGAGUGGGAGUAUGGAAUCUGUGCUUGAGGUGAAACGUUUGUAGUCGGUGAAAAACGAAUUCCAGAAAGAGGAAGUUAGUGUUUGAGUCCCAACACUGGGUGAAACUCGCUUAAAUCGAGACUACCUACCAAUGCAGUGGUUCUCAACGUGGGCGACAGCGCGCUGAUAAAUGGAGAUGUUGGAUGGGAACCGACGGCUGAUCCGCCACGAAUGGGAAAGCAGCGGCUGCAUGGAGGACGACGGCUGCGGAGAGCACGCAGGAUUACACCGACAGCACACCAUGAUUCAGUUUCUCCACCAGAAAGUGACUGGACUUCAGCGAAUGGCCCUGUUUUUAGCCGUGGUGCUCCUUCUGCUGUUCACAGUAGCUCUGGCUUUGCUGAUCGUGGUCGUGCACGGAGGGCGAGGUCAUCGCUUACCGGAGAGCCAGCCUAGCAGCCACUCACAAGACAUUAGUGUCAGACAGCACCAACAUGAAGUCUUCAAGAAUCCAAGCGCCAUGCUAACAGCUCCUAAAGGCAACAUCACUAAUGGGAAGUAUCUUGAAUGGGAAACUAUGGAUGGAAAUGCCUUCUGUCAUGGAGGUUUCAACUACUCCAGUGGGGACCUAGUGGUGCCCAGAAACGGCAUCUACAGAGUCUUCCUGCAGAUCACCUAUGAAAGAAAGGAAGACCACGGGUGUGAUCAUUUGGAUGAUGAGAUAAGACUCCGCAACAAGGUGUUUGUGUACCGGGAAACUUACAAGCAGUACAUGCUUCUCCUGUCAUCAGUCGACACAGUGAGUUGCAGCAUGACACAGUGGACUAAAUCCCUCUAUGCAGCUGGCUUGUUUUCGCUGGAGGCUAACUGCAGACUCAGAGUGACAUCAUCACACCCUCAACUUAUUGUUCCGAGAGAAUCUGAGAUGUUCUUCGGCGCUGAACUUCUGCCACAGUCAUCUGGUCAGGCAGCUGUAAUCACCUAAAUCUGAUUUUGAGGUUGUUUGUACCUUCAGCUCCAUGUGAACUUGGGGGAGAUGCAGUAUAGUUUUAUAGUUUCCUUUUACUACUGCUCAUGAAACGUCUAAACUCAGUGAUGAGUUUGCAGCAGCCAGCAGCUUCUAGUAUCUGCUUGACUGUCAGGUUUGCUUUAUCAAAUUGAAGUUAUAAGCAGAGUUGUCUUUAAAUCAUUAAUAACAGCUCACAGAGAAACACUGGUGCCUUGUGAUGAUUCAACUAUGACACACUAUAAGGGCAUGAAUAUUUUUCUUAAAACAUCCCUAACGUCCACAGCCUUUUGGCAGAAAAUGGACUGUCAGCUGUAUUAAACAUAUCUGAUAACUUCUUUUGUAUGUUGGGAAUAAAAGUAAGCAUUUUGUUAUCUUAUAUAAAAUCGACAAUAAAAGAAAAAGCACUUUAUCAAUUAGGAAAAAAAUAAUUUUCAUAGAUGAGGAUUUUCCCUCUUUCUUCUUUUAUAUCAUUGUCAAUUGAAUAUCUUUGUAAUUUGCACUGUUGGUCAGACAAAGGAAGCAAUCUGAAGACACCACCCUGGGCUCUGAACAUUGUGAUGGGCUUUUUUUUUUUUGUAUUAGAGUAUUAAACAAAUUAAAUUCAAAAUCUGUUAACCAAAACUUCUGAAGAGGUUGAUCUGGUGUCCUGACAAUGACACCGAAAGAAACGGAAGAGGUUUAUUCCCUUGGGAGUAGGCCCAGAGAUGUCAUGGCAAUCUGCUUAUUAGAUGUUCAUAUUUUUUGGUUACGAGUAGACAGAUUUAAGUUCAGAGGCUCAUCAAAAGCAAAAGGAUUCAUUCUAUGCAAAACAGAAUUCCCAAUGUUAGUGUUCGAGACAAUCUGUAUCAAUCAUUAGCUAGCUCAUUGGAUUCUGUUUUGCUAACAUUAUCAGAUGUAACUUGUUAGUUAACGAUGAAUGUAGAUUAACCAACUAACCACCUAAAUAGCCAGCGAACAACUGAUGUCAAUUAGCUAUCUAGUUGGCCAGUGUUUUGCUAACAUUAGCUGUCUAAGAUGUAUAUAUAUAUAUAGCUUUUGUUUUUUAACCAUUUUAAACACAUGGUUAUCCUUUCAACAUAGACGAGCUAAGUACAGGAAAAGGAAAGGAGGAAGUUGAUCGAGGUUCUGACUGAGGCUUGCUCACCUGUUAUUAGAGCGCAAAGCAAAGAGGGGCGGGAAGGGUCAGUAAGAAAUUUCAGAAGUUUCAUCUUUUGCCCCUGCUGGAAAUAGUGACCCCUGCCCUUAUUUAGUCUUUUUUCAGUGUUUGAACCAGGUCACAUUUUUUGAUAGCUGUUACUGAAAAUGGUUAACAGUGGGUCAGUCUGCUAAACACCCUGUGAAAGAUUAAAAAGAAGAUUAAAAAUGAGUCAGCAAUAUUUCAGCCAAGAGUUAUUAAUUGGAAACAUGUACACCACAUUAGUUGGUGUGAAGAAUAUUCAUUAAACAUAGGAGAUAAGACAGAAUUACAGUUAAAGCGCAAGAUCCAAGGGCAGAUUGACUCGAGGAGAAUGGGCAGAAAGACGAUCAGAUAUGGUGACAUAAAAAUCUGUGAAUGAAAGGAAUUUUGACAGCACUUUGUAACACUAGUAUUAAGUAAAUUAUUAGGAGAAGUCCAGUGAUUGGUCAUUUUUACAAUCCAAUGAGCUGAAUGUGAUCAGUGCUGUAGGACAACAUUGGUGAUGCAGUACACAGCAUUACGCUAACUUGAAUAAAUAAUCAUAGUGUGUAACCCCUGUGAGGCAAUACCAUACAAGGCUGAGUCACUGUGUUAUUAUUUGUACUUGCUUUAUAAUUCGUCGCCAUAGCCAACUCAGUGGGUUUGAUAAGGUUUGAGUGUAGUAAACAGUGCAGACUUACCGGAAAACUAUCACACAUAAACCCAGCCCACGCCCACACAAUCUGCUGCCAUGAUAACAUUUUUGUGGUAUGUCAAACGUGUUUGUCCAGUAAUAAGAAUGUGCCUUGAAGUAAAUGUUGCAAUUCAUGUUCUGUUCAAUAUGAUAUAUUCUCUUUUUAAAAUAUGAUCUAAUGAUAUUUAACAGCAGUAUGUCCAUGUGAGCAAUGUGCAGAGGGGGCAACAGUGUCAAAUAGGGUGACCAGAAAAGGAAAUUUGUACACUCAACUCACCUGUUGUAAAACUGAUCUAUGAUACAGAAUGUGCUGGAAAUGUAAAAUAGAUGAAGUACAUGCAAUAUGGUGAACACCACAGAUUAUGUAAAUCAGCUCUGUCUAAUAGGUGACGCAUGAGGAAUGACACAACACUGUGCUGUAGAUCUGGUGAAUGAUUACAAAGGUAUCAUUGUACACUGUUUUUCUUCUUAGCAUGGGGGUCACUGUAAGCUGAUAAACACAUUGAAAGGGUUUUUUUCUUUGGUGUUUUGUUGUUUUCUGUUGUAGAAGUAUGCUUACUUGCCUAUUUAACAUGGUUGAGGAUGUGUUUUGUUAUUUUUUUUUUUAUUAUUUAAUUAAUUGCUUUCUCUGUACCAAGUCAGUGCAAGGCAAAUGAUAGGCAAAAAAUGUCUAUAUUUUUAUGUAUGUUUUUCUAAAUGGAAAGUUUUUAAAAAAAACUAAUGAAAAAAAACACUGAGCAGUUUCCUUCUGUCUGUGGGGAGUAAAAAUGUGUGGGUGUUGACCAAAUGUUCCUCCAUAUUCCAAAUGUUUAACAGUUGGGGGAUUUGGGGCAGCCCCCAGGGCCUAUAAUCAAUAAAUAAGGGAGUGUCUCUUACGUCUUAGCUUACAUCCUGCCAAACCCAUUGUUGUUUAACCGAAGAAAUAUUUACAUUGUAAAGUAGCACCUGCAGUAAGAUAACCAUUGUUGUCGUUAUGUUACUGGGGGUCGCCAGCUUGUUACAGCCAUUAUAUUGUCGUAAUAUGGUUUCCUGUAGGCAUUUCUCACUUCCUGAGUGGAUAGUGAGCAGCCAGUGAUUCAUGAAUGAAUCAUGUUCUGGAAUUUUCUUUACACAAAUUGCUCCUGAUCGAGCUUUUUCAUGCCUCAAUGCUUUCCUCAGGAUAAUCAGGAUGUUAAAUCUAUAAAAGGCCUGUUUGACAAGCUGCGUGGUUUGCAGUAAUAUUCAGUGAAAACAGCACAAUUGUUUAUUUAUUGGAGUGUAAAAAGAAUGUUAAAUGGAUUAUAGUUUGUACUAUCAGUGGGAUGAGCCAGAUAAAAUAGAAAUGAAUCCUGCAGCAGGGAUAUGUGGGUAUGUUGCUCCUCACACUGUGGUUGUAAAAUAAUUCCCAGAGAUUUUGAAAAUAUGGGCCAUGACCACAUCUGUCUAUUCAUGGGAUAAUAAAAGCAAAUGCAGUUUUGCAAGUAAAAUUUAUCUAAA